This is a messenger RNA of Cuculus canorus (common cuckoo), 1793 nucleotides long. It is a transcript of the gene MSTO1, whose product is annotated as misato mitochondrial distribution and morphology regulator 1. Gene Ontology annotation, cellular component: cytoplasm. The record is from RefSeq and is a predicted model, not a curated record. Gene Ontology annotation, biological process: mitochondrion distribution. The transcript has 13 exons. Bases 20 to 1774 code for a protein of 584 amino acids. Lineage: Eukaryota; Metazoa; Chordata; Aves; Cuculiformes; Cuculidae.
UGCUGUUUCCGCCGUAGUGAUGCCGGGAGAGGCGGUCACGCUGCAGCUCGGGCACUACGCGGGCUGCGUGGGAGCCCAGUGGUGGGGGCUGCAGGCCGCCCCGGGCCGGGGUUCCCCCGAGCUCCGCCGCUCCGCGCUGCUCCGCACCGAGCGGGCACUGGGCGGCCGCGAGCGGCUCACACCGCGCCUGGUGGCGCUGGAGCUGAAAGGGACGGAGCCGUGGCCUCGUACCUGGACCGGGGCUCCACACCGAGGGACGGCGGGGACCGGGCGCUGUGCCCUGGGCUCUGCUCAGGUUUGCUUCCUCUCACCCCGGUGCUCGCUGCAGCUCCCUGCCCUGCAACACGUGGAUGGAUGGGGCAGCACAUCCCAUAAUGGAGCUUUUUUUCUGCAGGAAGACAACACUUCUGAAGGACGAGGGAGUCCCCAUACUUCAGUUCCAGGCGCAGCUCCUGACCCUUCACCACUCGCUCUUUCUGAGGAAGCUCCCUCGGGUGGCGGCGUGCGGCUCUGGUCUGAUUACCUCAACGUGCACUUGCAUCCUAAGAGCGUCUACGUCAUCCGUCAGUACAUGCUCGAUGGGGAAUGUGGUUGUCUGGAAGCCUUUGGACAAGGUGAGAGUCUGCUGCAGGACCCUGGCUGCCUGGAGGAGCUGGAAGAUCGGUUGCACUUUUAUGUUGAAGAAUGUGAUUACCUGCAGGGGUUUCAGGUCCUCUGCGACCUACACAACGGAUUCUCUGGAGUUGGCGCUAAGGUGACAGAACUGCUCUACGAUGAGUACUCGGGAAAAGGGAUCCUGACGUGGGGGCUGACUCCAGGCAUGAGUAACCUGGGUGAUUCUCAGAAGAACUUGUACAGAGUGAUGAACACAGCCCUGGGCAUCGUCCACCUCUGCCGGCACAGCUCGCUCCUUUGCCCUUUGUCGCUCAGCGCGAGCUUGGGGCUCAGGCCGCAGCCUCCAGUGACGUUUCCAUACCUAAACUACGAUGUACGUCCUGCAGUAUCCCUGAACUAUCAGAGCAGCGCGGUGCUGGCGGCGGCACUCGAUACCCUCACGGUGCCGUACCGGCUCUCAUCCUCCCAAGGCUCCAUGAUGCACCUCGCUGAAACUCUGAACUUCUCUGGGAGAAAGGUUGCGGCUGCUUGGGCCUCUCUUCCCUUUCCUGCCCGGCACAGCUGCUCGCUUGCUGACGUUUUGUGCGCCCACCGGCAGGAUGUGCCCUGGAAGCUUCUGGUUCCGUGGAGGGAGCGAAGGGUUCGCUCCUGUUUCGCUCAGUCCGUUGUUCUACGAGGAAUCGGCAAAGAAAGUCACGUCAGCAGCUCUGCUGGGACGCAACCACCUUCCCUGUUCCACGCCUGUGAGAGUGCCGAGCAGACCCUGCAGCGGUACCUGCACGCCCUCUUCCCGGGCGCCCUCAGCACAGCCCACGUGCUCCAGCAGCCGUGUCACACCCUGCCGCCAUACCCCCAGUUUUUCUCUCCUCUCCUGACCCAACAAGGCUUCCUCCAGGACAAACCUCCCCCUUCCGCAGCAGCUGUGGAGAGCAUCCCUGUCCUGGCGGCCCUGCAGUCCUCCCCGGUGCUGCACACACUCCUCACCAGCUUGUACAGGGAUAUACAGAAGCUGAACACGCGGCGAUUUGCCAGCUUCUUCUCCACGGGAGUUGAGCAGGAUGAGUUCCAGGAGGCCUUGGAGGAGCUGAGAACUUUGUCACAGUGCUACAAGGCUGGGCUGGAAGCAAGUCAAUCUGAAGAUGAAGCAGAUUCAGACUAACUUGUCUUUAUUACGAGAG